AUGGCGGAUGAAGACGAUCUCCUGGCCAAGGUCUACGGUCUGAGCGAUUUGGAACUAGCCGCCCUACUGUGCCUGGUCAAUCGAGAACACUGCAUCGUCAGCACCCCACCUGUGGCUCUUGGUGAGCUCGUAGAAGAGCUGCAGCUGAUCGCAACAAAGAUAUUUGGUUUGAAAUGCUCUGUGGUAGAAUGCACCCCGCAAACAACUUUAGAGGACUUUGCGUCCUCCAUUCUUACCCAGCAGUCUCCCAAAACCACAAGAUCAGUCUCGCCCUUACUCAACCGCAAUGACUCCUACUUUUCCCGUGCUGGGAUGUCACCCUUAACCUCCGUUACCACAUCUAGCCCAACUGGUCCAGGCGCCAACGGGUCCUCCAUCGCCAAUGUUAUCGUAGCUCGGAAUCUUGACCGCGCCUCGAAAGCUGUUCAGAUCCAGGUCCUUGAACUCCUGCGCACCCGCCGUAUUUUCACUCGAAGCUCAGUCCAGACAGCCCCUAAGCAGUUUCUCUUCGUUGCCGCUCUAGGUGCUGAAAGCGGCGGUCAAGCUCACGUCACGCUUCAUCUCAACGACUAUUUGUUUAUUGCUCAUUGGCAUGACCCGGACGAUGGCUUUCCCAACCUUGAUGAGGCGUACGAUGCCGCGGAUGGUGCGGAGACUGCCAGUACAGAGAGUGUACUGAAGAAAAGCAUCAACGGUGACUUUCUGCCAGUCAGCGAAGACCCUCUUUUCGACGAAGGUGAUAUCGCAGCUAUCGCGAAGCGUAGUCGGGAAGUGCAAAUCGACGUUGAUGUGCUUCGCUACCAGAUGAACAUCGUCUCAUAUUUGCGAAUGCACCGCGCCGUUGCUGGUGGCAUCGAGCCGACCGCGACGAAGCAUCUGGAACAGCUACUCAAGUGCCUUGCACCGUUGCACAAACUGGAUUUUGUCACGCCUGCUCUGGUGCACUUGGCCGUUAAGAAAGUCUACUUGCAUCGUAUUCGACUCACGCAUCCUCGACAGGAACGCAGCAUGCAGUGGGGAAGCCAGCUAGAAGCUAUCGAGGCUAUUCUCGAAGGUGUUGGCCCUGAGGAUGUUAUUGAGGACGUGCUGGGCAUGGUGGCAGCACCGCUUUGA
Molecule: messenger RNA, 1113 nt
Organism: Colletotrichum truncatum
Lineage: Eukaryota; Fungi; Ascomycota; Sordariomycetes; Glomerellales; Glomerellaceae
Product: ATPase associated with various cellular activities AAA 3 protein
Source: RefSeq, a predicted model, not a curated record